Messenger RNA from Neolamprologus brichardi, 1073 nucleotides. The record is from RefSeq and is a predicted model, not a curated record. NCBI's taxonomy places the organism in Eukaryota, Metazoa, Chordata, Actinopteri, Cichliformes, Cichlidae.
AUGGCGGUGCAGGAGGAUUUAAAACUGUUCGGGAGCCUCUCCAAUCUCUCCUUCCGCCGCUCAACAGGGAAGAAGAGCAGCAAAGCGUCCCUGGAGUAUGAUGGGAGCUUUUCCGGGGACAAAUCUGCAGGGAUGGGCAACCAGUCGGUGGACGACAUGGAGUCCUGCCUCCACAGCCCCACCUACGCCCGCUCCUGUGAGAUGUACACACAUGUGGGGACUGUGCCUCGCAAUGACAAGCAGAAGAAGAGCUUUAAGGGGCUAAAGGAGAAGAAGACCAAGACAGAGGAGGAGGAGGAGGAGAAAGGGAUGAGUGAGAGGCAGGGCAAUUUGAAGGCGGGAGAGCAUGUCCGGGACUCGCCCCUGCUUGGUGCUCUGACAAGCCUUAGUGUGAACAAUAUGGAAAAGCCUCAGCCAGCUUUUGCGUUGGCCCGGUCACUGCCAGUGACACCGACAUCCAGCCGGACUUCACCUUUGACCUCAGAAUCUGACAGCUGUGAUCCUGCUGUGGAACCUUUAACCAGCAGUGAGGCAUUAAAGAGCAAGAUUGAUUUAGAAACAGCCAGAGAGCCUUCAGUUAAGAGCCACAAGGCCGCUUCGAACCAGGAUCUGUAUGUGCCGAUGGAUCCUAUAGCUGAAACAGCCCACAGCCACCUGGACCCCCAAACAGAGAGACUGCGAGGCGUCACACGUACACAGGAAACCACCACAGCCGUGAAAAGCUCACAGGAAGUGGAGUAUGCUGACAAGCAUCAGGACAUGACAGAUGGUGGAGGAGAAUAUGUGAAAUUCUCCAAGGAGAAGUUCUGGUUGGAGGCGCCGUCUGAGAAACUGAGGAAGCAGCUGGAGGAAGAGCUGAGGCUGAGCGGCACAAACCUGAAGAGCCACGCUUGGUACCACGGAUGCAUCCCCUGGCAGGUCUGCCUCUGACAUACGCACAUGCAAAUACACACUUUUUGUUUUGCAGCUGUUGCAUGAAAAUUUCAUAAUUUUUAAAAACACUUCAUUACUUGUGUUAUUUAGGGUUACACAAAAAGGAACUAUGAAUAAAGGAUGUUUUUAGCUUUCAUGCA